AUGUAUCCGCCACGGUUAAUACGGCCACUACGGCCCUUAUUGCAGGGGCGACUGCCCUUCGCCCUGCGUCGACCGGUACAAGUCGGCAUCCCGCGUGCCUCGACACAGCUCCGCACAAAUUCUACGAAAGCUCCAGAGCCACCAGCGACAACGACGAGCAAGACGCCCUCACCUACCACCCCCGCUGCCGCCGCCGCCCCGACGACACCUGCUGCUGCCACUCCUGCCCCCGAGACCCCUGCUGUGAAGACUGCGCCAGAACCGACGGUUGUUGCGCCGGCGGAUAUUCCUGUUACAAAGACUGUUGAGGUUCCUCCUGUUGCUGAGGCCCCUGCUGCUGAGGUUGAAGCUGCUGCUGCUGUUGUACCAGAAACUCCGGUUGUUGCCCCGGCUGAUGUGCCUGUGGCGAAGGAUGCCGAGACGGAGGUGCCAGUGGAGGAGGUGAAGGAGGUUGCUGUGCCCAAGGUUGAGGAGGUUCCUGUUGCGAAGGAGGAGGCGCGGAAGGUUGAGGUCAAGGAGACGGCUGCUCCUAAGGCCGAGGAGGUUGUUGCGCCUGUGGCUGAGGAGACCAAGGCUGCUGAGAUUGAGACACCUGUUGUCGCUAAGGAGGAAGCGCCGGUUGCUGCUGCUGAGCCCCAGGUUGUGGAGACUCAGGCUGAGCCAGAGGCCGAAGCUGCUGCUGCUGCGCGGAAGGCUGAGGCUGUUUCUGAGGUCAAGGAGGAGACUCCGGUUGCUGCGAAGCAGGAGGCCCCAGUAGCUGCUAAGGAACAAGUUCCACCUGCCGUCAAGGAGGAGGUUCCCAUCGUGGAAGAGGCUUUGGCUGCCGUUAAGGAAGAGGCUCCCGUUGUUGCCAAGGAGGAGGUGCUAGUCGCGGAGGAGGUCGAUCCAGUUGCUUUUGUCACUGAGAAGCUUGCCGCCGCUGAGGCUGCCGCUGCUAAGGUUGCCGCUGUUAAGGCUGCCGCGGCUAAGGCUGCUGUUGCUGCUCCUGAGCCUGUUGCUACACCAGCACCCAAGGCCCCUGUUGCCGCUGAGCCAGUUGCUAUCCCUGAGCCUGCUGCUGCCCCAGUGGCCGAGGCUCCUGCUACCCCCGCGGCUGGCGAGUCUGCUGUCGCCGCCACCCCCGCGGCUGAGACUCCCGCUCCGGUUGCCCCUGAGGCCAAGGCGGUUGCUUCCACGAGCACCAAGCCCAAGAAGGCCAAGAAGCCCGCCGCCCCCAAGCCUUCCUCUCUCUACGUCCGUGACGACAAACCCAUCGGUACCACCGAGCUCUCCCGCAUGCCCCGCGCCCUUGAGGCCCUCUACCUCGAGCCUCUCCGCCACGAGGCCGAGUGGGGCGUCCCCACAUGCGACCUCCAGCUCCGGUCGUACUCCCUCCGCAACCUCGAGUUCUUUUGUGACUUUGCCCUCCGUGCGGCGUACUACAUUGGCCUGCCUGCCUUUGGCCCCGUGCCACUUCCCAGGAUCACCGAGAGGUGGACCGUCCCCAAGUCUACUUUCGUGCACAAAAAGUCGCAGGAAAACUUUGAGAGAAUCACCCUAAGGAGGUUGAUCCAGAUCAAGGAUGGGCACCCGGAGACGGUGCAAUACUGGUUGGCGUUUUUGCAGAAGUAUGCGUAUUAUGGGAUUGGUAUGAAGGCGAAUGUGUGGGAGUUUAGCAGAUUGGAUGUGGCUCAGGAGAUGGACGAUGGUCUCCCGAAGACAAAGAAACUGCUCGAGAGCAAGUGGAAGCAUAUGGGUGCUCACGACAAGAUGCCCUUUAUGGAGGAUUUGGAGGAGUACCUUGCGAACGAGAGGAGAAAGAUUCCCGGUGGGAGGUAG
This is a messenger RNA of Podospora anserina S mat+, 1818 nucleotides long. RefSeq lists its product as uncharacterized. Bases 1 to 1818 code for a protein of 605 amino acids. NCBI's taxonomy places the organism in Eukaryota, Fungi, Ascomycota, Sordariomycetes, Sordariales, Podosporaceae. Gene Ontology annotation, biological process: translation. Gene Ontology annotation, cellular component: small ribosomal subunit; ribosome; mitochondrion. The record is from RefSeq and is a predicted model, not a curated record. The transcript has 5 exons. Gene Ontology annotation, molecular function: structural constituent of ribosome.